Molecule: messenger RNA, 2546 nt
Organism: Erigeron canadensis
Lineage: Eukaryota; Viridiplantae; Streptophyta; Magnoliopsida; Asterales; Asteraceae
Product: protein NLP6-like
Exons: 5
Coding region: 55-2181 (708 amino acids)
Molecular function (GO): DNA-binding transcription factor activity; protein binding
Source: RefSeq, a predicted model, not a curated record
AUUCGAAAUUUAAAUCUUUUUGGACCAAGCUUUAUAACCUCUUUUUAUAAAUCAAUGUUCCUUCUACCCCCAAAACAAGGAGACAUGUCUUACCGUUCUGUUGGAGGUAGUCAUUCAGAGUUAUUAUUAAACACUUUGAAAACAAGAUACCCUUGUUUUCAUGACCCUUUAACUGCUGCCGCUGAAGAUGAUGAUUAUGAUAGAAGAUACUUGCCAUCUCUUUGGGUUUUUGGACCCCGUCAAGUGGAUGGUCCAGAAUCCCCUCUACCCUCGAGUUUCUCUAAUAUGAUGUUCGAUCAAAAUAUCAUAGACCCCCACAUGAUAAGGGAAAAGAUUACAUCCGCACUCAAGGUUUUAAGAUUCCGUGAGCGACGCGUGCUGGUUCAGUUUUGGUCGCCUGUUGCUGUCCGCAAGCGGUGGUUGCUAACGACUUGGGACCAACCUUUUGGUGUUGGUAUGGCUGAUGAAGGGCUUUACAUGCACAGGUGCAAGUCUGAACUACGUGCAAUUGUUGUGGAUGGGGAGAGCAAAGAAGAAUUAGGUCCACUAGGUCGUGUUUACAGCCAAAAAUUGCUAGAAUGGAGCAUAGAUAUAAAUGAUGGCUAUAUUGAUUUGCCAGUAUUUCAGUCUAGCGGUGAUUCAUGCGUAGGCGUUCUUGAAAUCAUAACAUCAUCAAAUUAUGUUGAUUAUGCUUUUGAGGUUCAAGAAAUCUCAAGAGCCCUAAAGGAACAGGAUCUGAAGUCACCGAUUGUGUUUGAAGAUCCAAGCUUUCGUGUUCUAGAUGAAAGAAGGCAACGUGAACUGGAUAGAAUUUUCGACGCUAUGAAGACGGUUUGUGACUCUCAAUGUAUACCUCUAGCACAAACAUGGGCACUAUCUGGAUAUAGUAGUUCUGUGGCUAGAUCUGGAAUUCUAGAGCAGAGCUGCAGUAGCUUUAAUAAAUGUUGUGUAGGGAAAGUCUGCAUGUCAUCUGCGGACCUGCCGUUUUAUGUUCGUGACUUAAGCAUGUGGGAAUUUCGAGAAGUUUGCAGGGAGAGACACUUGCAAAAAUCCCUAGGAGUUGCAGGGAGAUCAUUAUCAUCUCGUGGUACAUGUUUUUGUGGAGAUGUAACAGAACUCGAUGAAGAUGACUACCCUUUAGUUCCCUUUGCCCGCAUCAAUGGGUUGGCCAGCUGUUUAGCUAUCUAUAUAAAGAGUCUUGAACUGAAUGCUGAAUAUGUUAUAGAGUUCUAUUUACCAACAAUCGGCACAAACGCAUCAGGCGUACAAAGAUUGAUGGAAAUAGUAAAGCAACAAUUUAAAAAUGCUUCUUGGAUGCAAGUAAAUGUCAAGUUUCCUCCCCAAUAUAUUGGAAGAGUUCCUUUAGAUUGGAACCUCGAGUCUCCACCUUCUCGUAAAACCUUAUUGACUGGAAAGGGGAAGGUACAACCAAAUUGGGAAAUUAUGGCAAAGGAUGACGUGGAAAAUAAGGCAUCUAACUCUGGUGUGAGUGCUGCUCCGAGAAUGGAGAAAGGGAGUGAUGACUUUGGCAAUAAUGUUGGGAGCACACAAAGAAUACAAAGUCAUCUUUCCAAGGGAUCAAAGAGAAAAAGGAAGAGAUCUGAGAGUUUGUUUACUUCUAAGGAAAUCAAGAAACACUUUGGGAAGACGAUGGAUGAAGCCGCAGCUGACCUUAAAGUAAGCAGGUCUACAUUAAAGCGCAUUUGCAGGAAUCUUGGUAUACCGAGGUGGCCAUAUAGAAAUGGUCCUGACAUGAGUGAUGCUCUUAUGAAGAUUGGUGAAACAGAUGUAGUUGUGAAUAUGUCUGAAGGAGCAAUUACCCCAGUUUUCGUGGCUUCCAAUGAACCAUUAGGCAAUGAUCUGGUCACACUUACCAAAAAUGGUAAACAAACAACUCUGCUUAAUGAGAUGGAACCUACUAACAUGAUAAUUAAAGUAACAUAUGAUAAGAAUACAAUAAAGUUUCCAUUCAACCAUUUAGAUGGAUUAGUCAAGUUAAACGAGAUGGUUGCAACAAGGUUUAAGCUGAGGCUUGGAAGCUUUGCACUCAAAUAUGUGGACAAAAAUGGUGAGAACACAUUGAUCACUUAUGAUGAAGACUUAGCGGCAAUAUUGGAUGCUUUUAGUUUUGCAGUCUCUAAGCCGGUGAUUAAACUAUAUGUUCAGAUGGUUUCUGAUUAAAGCUCCAAUUCUUAGACUUCUUUUGAAUGCCUAGAUGUUUUGUCUCAAUGUUACAAAAGGCGAAUGUUGGAGAAAAAGGCUGUCCUACAUGCACUAUGUAUGAAUUUUGUUUAAUUCUCCAAACCCUGGUGCUUUCAAGGAAGAUUUUUAAAGUUCAGAUUCAGGGAGCAGAGUGUGAAGGAGUGAGUUCAGGGUUGAUUGGUGAGGAGUAGAAGUUCAACGGAAAAUACUCGAGACUCUCUUGUCCAUGUUUGUACCUGAAGAGGUGAAUAAGUUUUGUGUAUUAAUGCCAUAAUAUCGUCUGUAUAUAUGAUUGAGACAUUACUGGUUGCUUUGUGACAUAAAAUAAAACAUGUUUUCUUGCA